UCUGGCUUCUGCGCUCCUCAGGAAGCUGAACCUGCAAACCUAGCUGAGACUGAUCCUGCAACCCUGGCCAGGAUGGAAGGAGGAAGAUGGACGGGUGACCUGGUCAGGCCCUCUCCCGCAUCCCUCCCCACAACCUCUGAGCAUUCCCUCCCAGGACCCUUGGAGAAAUCUGGUGAGGAAGAUGAUGGCCAGAAUUCUAUGGAGUCAUCUGUGAAAUCAUUGGGAAGAACAAAGAAACAGUUUAAAUGCCUGGAGUGUGGGAUGUGCUUUAGUCACAGUGGAAGACUGAGAAGACACCAACAAACUCAUACAGGGGAGAAACCAUUUGCAUGUAUUGAAUGUGGAAAGAGCUUCAGUAAAAACGGAGCACUUAGAAUACACCAACGAACUCACACAGGGGAGAAACCAUUUCAAUGUAUUGAAUGUGGAAAGAGCUUCAGUGUAAGUGGAAACCUUAGAAAACACCAAAAAACUCACACGGGGGAGAAACCAUUUGAAUGUAUUGAAUGUGGAAAGAGCUUCAUUAAAAGUGGAGCACUUAGAAGACACCAACAAACUCACACAGGGGAGAAACCAUUUCAAUGUAUUGAAUGUGGAAAGAGCUUCAGUCAAAACGGAGCACUUAGAAUACACCAACGAACUCACACAGGGGAGAAACCAUUUGCAUGUAUUGAAUGUGGAAAGUGCUUCAGUGAAAGUGGAACACUUAGAAAACACCAAAAAACUCACACGGGGGAGAAACCAUUUGAAUGUAUUGAAUGUGGAAAGUGCUUCAGUCUAAACGGAGCACUUAGAAUACACCAACGAACUCACACAGGGGAUAAACCAUUUAAAUGUAUUGAAUGUGGAAAGAGUUUCAGUGAAAGUGGAGCACUUAGAAGACACCAAAAAACUCACACGGGGGAGAAACCAUUUCAAUGUAUUGAAUGUGGAAAGAUCUUCAGUCGAUAUGAAGCACUUAGAAUACACCAACGAACUCACACAGGGGAGAAACCAUUUAAAUGUAUUGAAUGUGGAAAGAGCUUCAGUGAAAGUGGAACACUUAGAAAACACCAAAAAACUCACACGGGGGAGAAACCAUUUGAAUGUAUUGAAUGUGGAAAGAGCUUCGGUGAAAGUGGACACCUUAGAAGACACCUACAAACUCACACGGGGGAGAAACCAUUUGAAUGUAUUGAAUGUGGAAAGUGCUUCAGUCAAAACGGAGCACUUAGAAUACACCAACUAACUCACACAGGGGAGAAACCAUUUAAAUGUAUUGAAUGUGGAAAGAUCUUCAGUCGAUAUGAAACACUUAGAAUGCACCAACGAACUCACAUUGGGGAGAAACCAUUUAAAUGUAUUGAAUGUGGAAAGAGCUUCGGUGAAAGUGGACACCUUAGAAGACACCAACUAACUCACACGGGGGAGAAACCAUUUAAAUGUAUUGAAUGUGGAAAGUGCUUCAGUCUAACUGAAAGCCUUAGAAAACAUCAACGAACUCACACGGGGGAGACACCAUUUAAAUGUAUUGAAUGUGGAAAGAGCUUCAGUCAAAAUGGAACACUUAGAAGACACCAACGAACUCACACAGGAGAAACCAUUUAAAUGUACUGAAUGUGGAAAGAAUGUGGAAAGCUUCAGUCCAUAUCGACACCUUAUAAGACACCAACCUCAGCUGCAGUAGAGCACUUAGAAUACACCAACUAUUUUUUUAAAAAUAAUAUUUAUUAAAGUUUUAAAGGUUACAAAAGGAAAAAAGAGAAAACACCAAAUUAAGCAAAAAACAAGACAAUACAUCACAACAAGUAAAAACAAACA
Messenger RNA from Podarcis muralis (Common wall lizard), 1800 nucleotides. The record is from RefSeq and is a predicted model, not a curated record. NCBI's taxonomy places the organism in Eukaryota, Metazoa, Chordata, Lepidosauria, Squamata, Lacertidae.